UAUGCCACCUAAAAAAGAAGAAAUCGAUUUGAAUGCCUUGCCUCCUCUCAAACAUCUAUGUGUCACUAUUAGAAUUGAAGCAGCUAAAUCAAGAGCAAAUAAACUACUUAACCUACUCAAAUCUUGCAAAUCUUUUCAAAAAAAUAUAUAAAGAGAUGAAAUCAUUGCUUUUUGUAAAGAAAAAUAAUUAUAUGUUGAUCCUGCAACCUUAACUGAUAAAUAGAAAAAGGUAUAUUUAUUUCAAUAUUCAGGAUCCUAAAUUUAUGGCUGAAGUUUCUACAGAACUUACAUCUGAAGUUAUGAAUAAAGCAUUUCACUUGUUCAUUUAAGAUCAAGUACUUGCUCUCCGAAAAGCCAAAUAUUUAGCUGCUCAAGCUUAAGCUGCUGAAAAAGCUGUACCUCCCAAAAAAGAUGAUAAAAAGGACACUAAAAAAGGACCUAAAGAACCUGUUACAGUUGCACCAAUUGUUGAACCUGAAAAGAUUGCUCCUGAAAAAGAUUAUCCCAAAAAUUUUGAUAUGCUUUUCAUUGUUUAAGGAUUUCCUCAAGUACCUUAAGAAUUUAUAGAAUUAAUAAUACAUGUUAAAGAGAGAGUAAUUAAUUGGGGUGGGCUUGAUAUAAAUUAAAUAGAAUAGCCUGAAGAUUUACAAGAUGAUUUUGAAAGGAGAAUUGAAGACUUCGUUCCUCCUCCUCCUAUCAAGCGAUAAUAUUCUGAAGAAUCACUUAAUUAUGCUGCCUCUGAAAGGAGUCUUAUUGAUUAAAUAAAAUCUGCAAGAGUCACUUCGCUACCUUCUGAUCCAUUAAGAUAAAUGACUAUCAAAGAGCUUAUUUUAGAUAUAGACUUAGAUGCUGAAGAAGAAACAAUUAAAUAGUUCUAUGAAACUAUUUUUGAAGAAAUUUGCUAAUUCAGCAUAGAUCAAUAAUAAUAUACAGAAUGGAUUUCUAAUAAAAAACCUAUCUAAUUAAUAAACAAAGAAUGUCCAAAAGAUCCUUUUGAUUAAGAAGUUGAAAGAAUUAAAAAUGAAGCUUAAUUAGCAGAAGAAUAACAAAAAGCAGUAGAAGAAGCUCUCUUAGCUGAAAAAAAUAAAAAAGGAGCUAAGAAAGAAGCAAAGAAAAGUGAAGCUGAAUUGGAAGCUGAAAGAUAAGCUGAGGUUGAGAAGCAUAGAUAAAAUGAAUAAAGAAAAUAAUAAAUAUAAGAUGCUAUUGAUUAAUAAUAGAAAAUGAAAAAAAAAUUACAUCUAUAAUAUUACAAAAGAUAAUUAUCAGAUGUUUAAUUAUAAAAGAUAGGACCUGGAAUUAUGUUAGAAUGUUUAUUAGAUUAAUUAUAAACAGAAUCUACAUAUUUAAGUAAUUCUUAAAUACCUCCUAGUCUUGAAGACUAGGAGGAUGCAGAUCAAGUUAACAAAAUUUUGGUUAAUUUAAGAGGAUAACAAAAUGAAUAAAUAAAGAGUAGAAAAUAAGAGUAAGUAAUAGAAUCUCCUAAAUAAUUGAUAUUAGAUGAAUGUGAUUGGAUUGAGAUGAGAGCUUAUUUUGCUUAAUUACAUGAUCAAUAAUCAAUUGUUGAAAGAGAACAUAAAAUCUUUGAUAAUCUUUGUUAUCCAGGAAUAGACAGAUAAGGUAUGCCAGAAAUACCAGAGAAAUCUGAGAAAUUGAGAAAAGCUAACAAAUCAAAAUUACAUCCAUUUGUUAAUGUAGAUGUUAAUGAAUUUGAGAGGAGAUAAUUAUUAUUGUAAUUCGAAGAUUUGUUAAAGGAAAAUGAACCUGAAAAAGAAUGGCAUUUUGGUGAUAGAGUAUAUAUGGAAAGACAUAAUAGAAAUACAUUAAGAUAGAAAUUCUAUGAAGCUUUGCUACAUGAUCCUUAAGUUAUUACUAAAUAUUUACCAGAUGAUGAUGCACUUAUGAUAUGUUUUUAUUAUAAAAAUCCUCCUGGCAGAACUUUAAGAAAAAAAUGGUCCGCAGAAUGGAGAGUAUUACCUAAUCUUGAAUAUUAUAUAUAGGUAAGAAAUUUCAAUAGUGAUUAUUUUUAUGAUAUUGAUUAUCAAAACAUUGGAGCUAUUACUGAAAGAUGUAAAAUAAUGUAUCCCACAGAUAAUUCCUUAAUUUUAGCUACUAAAUUUACAGUUGGAGAAAAGGAACGUCUUCGAUAUAGAAUCAUUAAGGAGAAUGUUGUAUUUGGAAUUUAAUGUGGAUUUUAUGCAUAAUUUAAAGAGCAAAGAAUGAGUGUAUAAGAUCAAAUUAUGAAUUUGACAUUUAAGAAUGGUUUAUGUUUAAGAUUCACUUAGAUGGGAGAAGUUGUUUAAUAAUAUCUUUACCAUAAAACUUAAGAAUAAUCAUCAUCAAAUUAGUUCAAUCUCUAUGAUAAUACAGAUAUCAAUUCUGAAUAAGAAAUAAAAAGAGUUAUCACAGGCCAAGGAUCUGUGAUAAUUUAUAAAAAAGAUGGUACUAUAUUUGUUUUAUAUUCUAAUGGUAAUGUUUCUUGUUAUAAAUAAAAUAUGUGGAUAACCACAAAUAAUAAAGGAUAUAGAUAAUCAUUAAAGGGAGUAGAAAAGAUUCCUUGUGCAAUAAAAACAGAUCCUGAAAGUGGAUCUAAAGUUUAUAUACGAGAUGAUCAAACUUUAAUUAUAUAUUAUAAGGAUGGAUCAUAAUAUACAUAACAUUAGGAUGGAACAAUAAUGUUUAUUAAAGGUGAUAAAAUAAUAGUAGAACAUCCCAAUUUUGCAAGUGUAAUAGUAACAAUUGAUAAAGCUAAAUAACGAUAAGGAACUAUCAUUAGAAAAAAUAAUUUAAGUGUUGGAUUUGAUAAUAUAUUUGAAAGAAGUUUUGAUGGUAGAGUAGUUGAGACAUUUUAUUAAGGAUGUAAGAUAAUUUCUUUUCUUGAGAAAUAAGAAGUACCAGAUUCAAAAUAAUAUAAAACUAAUAGAGUUCAUCUUCUAUAUACAUAAGACGGAAGUGUAAGUAAAUGUGUAGCCGAUGAAGAAGUGGUUAUCAUAACUGCUGAAGAGAGAGUUAGAUUGAAUAGUAAAGGAGAAAAUAGAUAGCUUGGCUAAGAUAUUGAUUUUUGGAUAUAGUUGUUUUCCUUAUCAGAUUAAAGAAAAUCUGGUAUUUAUACCAUAGAUUUAUAGAGGAGAUGUAUAUUCACUAAAGAUGAUGAAUAAAAUUACUUUGAAAUUGAUGAAGAUGGUAAUGUAGUUACUAAAUUAUCUUCUGCAUCACCUUCAAUUAUGGAACCCAUAACUCCUGAUUAAAUUCCAGAUGGCAUUUUUAUAGAUGAAGAUAAUAAAAUAUUACCUACUCCUAAAUAAUGGAUUCCUCCUCGAUUAUUUUUAGUCAGAAAUGACAAUACUGGAAUUGAACUCUAUAACUAAUUCUAAUUGUAAGAUUACUUUAGAUUAAAAUCUGAAAAUCCUUUCUGUUCUAAACUUAAUGAAGAAUUACCUAAUAAUGUCAAAUCUAUCUCUUUCAUUACUGAAAUAAAACAAUCACAUAAGAAAUUUAUUGAUGUUAAAAUUCCUUAGACUUUAGACAUUGUACCAAAAACAAUAUAAAAAACUACUAUUAUUCCACAUAGAGUUUUUACUUUUCGAAACUUUCUAGAAUAUCCAUCUUUUGAUAAAGAAGAACGAAUUCAUCAUGAUAUUUCUUUAUAGAAAUAUGAUACUUGGUAUAAAAAUAUGCUUAAAACAUAAAAUGAAUUUGGAAUUCUAUAAAAAUCAGAUGAAGAAAAAGAAAUUGAAUUUUAAAUUUAAAUGAAAAUUCUAGAAAGUAGAAGAACUGAUUAUUCAACUGAAUCAUAUGAUUAAGCAAAAAGUAAAAUUUAAAUACCUGAAUAAUAAAUUACUGCUGUUGAACCUCUAGAAUAAACUUUACUCAAAAGUGCUAGAGUCUAGUAGACAGUGUAAUAGGCAUUUGUUGAUUUAUCAAGAAAAGUUUAGACUAUUUAAAUUUAAAAAUAAUUAAAGCUUUUCACUGAAGUUAAAGGAUUUGCAAAUCACUAUUUUGAAACAAAUGAAGGUCUAGAAUAUUUAAAAUUCGCUCCUGAAGAACAACCAAUUAAAAAAUAAAGACAAAAAGUUGUCUAAAUUAAUGAUGAACCAUAAUAGCUUCAAUAAAUUGAAUAAUUUGAUAAUCAACCUGAAGGUAUUGUACCUUUAGAAUAACCACCUUUGCCAUAAUAUAAUAAUCUUACAAAAGUUGUAAUUAAACCUUCAGUCUUUACUUAAGCUGAAAUAGAUGAAGAAAUGAGACUAAAAAAAUUAAAUGAUGAUUCAGUUAAAUAUAGAAUGGCUAAACGAAAAGAUAUAGAUGUCUAUGGAAAAUAAAGAAAAGAUAAUAAACUUGUUCCUUGUUUAUUAAAAACUAAUCCAAAAUUAGAACUUAAUCAAAAAUAUAUAUUAACUGAUGCUACCACUGAUAAUCGUGUUAAAAUUAGUUCUAUGGCUACAAGAGUAUAUUAAUAGGCUGCUCCUGUUAGUCAAAUAAGAAAUGAAGGCAUGCAUCAAACUAUUAUUAGAACUCUUGAUAAGAAAAACAAUUUAGAUGAAUUAAUAGAUAAAAAGAACCUUAUGGUUACUGGAGACAUCAAUGAUAGAUUAAAGAAAGACCUUCUAAUAUAUCCGAUUACUGUCUAGUUCGGAGAACUAAGAUAAAAUGGAAAAUAUGAAUAUAAAAUUAAUGUUAAAAACGAAGACAUUAUGGCAUAGAGAAUUGUCUUAAAAUAACCUUUGAAUUAUAAUAUUAAAGUGCUUAUGAAAUAAAUGGGAUCUGUAAAUAUCUAUAUUAAUUUUUUUUUAGAUUUCCUUAGGAUUAGUCAGAGAAGUCUUCAUACAAGUUACAACAGAAAAGUUAGGAUAAUUUUCUGAUGAGUUCUAAAUCUUAUCUAAGCAUUCUAUUUAUACUAUUCCAAUCAAUGGUAAUGUACUUGAAUAACCAAUAUUUGAUAAACUUAAUUCUGAACAAAUUAAACUCUCUAAUAAACCAUUAUUGAAGAAAUAAGUUAAAGAUUUAUAAUAGGUAAUAUUUUCAAUUAUUCAAAUUAGUAAUUAAAAUAAUAAGAUAUUAUUGGAGAUAGUUAAGAUUCAGAUUUGCUUCCUAAAAUUAACUAUGACAAAAAUUAUAGAAUUGAUCCAUUUCAAAAUCAAAAGAAAGAAGACUUAUCAUAUGAAGAUGAAAAUUGAUUGCAAAUUAUCUAUAUGUGAUAU
This is a messenger RNA of Paramecium sonneborni, 5198 nucleotides long. The record is from the annotation of a GenBank genome assembly. Lineage: Eukaryota; Ciliophora; Oligohymenophorea; Peniculida; Parameciidae.